Molecule: messenger RNA, 2651 nt
Organism: Tachysurus vachellii
Lineage: Eukaryota; Metazoa; Chordata; Actinopteri; Siluriformes; Bagridae
Gene: tpbg1b
Product: trophoblast glycoprotein a
Exons: 2
Coding region: 373-1482 (369 amino acids)
Biological process (GO): negative regulation of canonical Wnt signaling pathway
Cellular component (GO): plasma membrane
Molecular function (GO): protein binding
Source: RefSeq, a predicted model, not a curated record
CUCCAAGCGUGUGUCCAGCGCUGCGGCUUUCAUUUCAUUGUUCGAGAGGACUUCAGAUGCUUCCCUUUCUCAUGUUAAUCAGCUGCUGCCUCUCACUUGACUACACGCGGCUUGUUCAGGAUGCAGAUGGAGCUGAAAGCACCACGGGAUCAUUCACAAGUUCCUAAGUUCCUCCCAAACACCACGUUAUUUGCAGACUCUGCGUUUGGGCGCAGGAGCGCGUGGAGACCCGCAACUUUUUCUGGACUUUCUAAAUGGACAUCAGUCCGUGAUUUUGUUUAAAAACAAGUCAUGUUUGUUCACUCAGUUUCAGCUACACGGACGAGGAGAAGUUAGAGAAAGUUUGAGGGCUUCGUUUUCAUACUUUGCGACAUGUCCGUGUUGGUGCUGCGCGUCGUGUUCGCGCUGCUGUGCGUCCACGCGACGCGCUCUGCGUUGUGUCCUGCAGGCUGCGAAUGCUCAGAAGCUGCACAAACCGUGAAAUGCGUUUCUAAAGAUCUUCGGGACAUACCGACCGGCAUUCCUACAUACACGAAGAAUUUGUUUAUUACAGGGAACCACAUUAGUCGAAUUGGUCCCGAGUGUUUCAGAGGGCUGGACAAUGUGACAACGUUAUCGCUCAGCAACAACAGGAUAUCUGAGGUGGAGUCUCACACCUUCUCUAGCCUGCGUAACCUCAGAUCAUUGGACCUGAGCAGCAACCAGCUGGUGUUGAUUCACCCAGAGGCCUUCACGAUGCAAAACCACACGCUGAAAGAGCUGAAUUUCAGCCGAGCGCUUUAUAACCACUCGUCAGUCACUAACCUGUCCACGGCUCUGCGCUGGAGCAGCCUGAACAGCCUGCUUGGGCUCGACCUGUCUAGCAAUGGCCUGAUCUUCCUGCCCCCUCACAUCUUCUUUCAUAUGAGCAAUUUGCGCCGGCUUCAGCUAGCCAACAACUCCAUAGUGUCUGUUACCAAUGAGACUUUGCUGGGUUUGGAGCACCUAGAAGAGCUUGAUCUCAGCCACAAUGCCCUUAAAACCUUCAGCAAGGAAGGAUUGAUGGAGUUGGAGCGCAUUCCAAAAGCAAAGUUACACCUUGGGCAGAACCCGUACACGUGUACCUGUGGAAUUGAGCCGUUCAUCAUGUUGCUAAAUGCCUCUCAGGACCGUGUCGUAGAUGCUGAGCAGCUGGUCUGUGUCUUUCCUAUUGAACUGCGCAACAUUUCUUUACUGUACGCCAGGACGUUGGUCCUGGGAUGCCAUCACAUAGAGGAGAGCAACAACCUGGCGCUUCAAACAUCCUAUGUCUUCCUUUGCUUAGUGCUGGGUUUUGUUGGCCUAAUGUUCCUCUUUGUGCUGUACCUGAACCGGAAAGGGAUUAAGAAGCGCAUCUAUGAAAUGCGUGACACGUGUAGAGAGAUGUGGGAAGGGUAUCAUUACCGAUACGAGAUCGAUUCCGAUCCCAGGUUGUCACAACUGUCCACAAGUGCAGAUGUGUAAUUUGGAUUACUGGUACGUCUUCAAACCUGAACUUAGGUGAUCUAUUGAUGACAAACAUUUUUAAAUAUGGACAUUGUUGUUUUAAUGUUAGCGACCUGCACAUCCAUUCAGUGCAUGAACUAGUCGUGUAUUACCGCAGCUUGUCCAUUACCACCACAUGUUCUUAAUUAGUUCCUGUAUCCCCAGAGUACGGAGUCCAAAUGACGGUUCAGGAUAGGUCUAAGUCCAUUCUGCUAUUCCCAUCAGACCUAGCAAGUGUUUACUGCUCAGGACAGGAAGUAAUUUUUAUACUAAAAUCUGUUAUACUCUGUGCUGCGGUUACAUUUUUUCCUGAGGUUCAUUGAAUGGAAGUGCUGGGCCACAAUCAGCAAGGCUGUGGAGCCAACUCAGCCCCUCUACCCACAGGGAGCUUGUGAAGAAUGUGCUUUCCUUCCUCUACAAAGCAUUCCAGUGCAUGGAUAACCUCCUCUAAGCUUACCACAGAGUCACCGAGAAACACACUUCCUUUGUACCAGAUAAACAGAAUGAAAGAAAUGGAAAAGGGGGAGAAAGAAGACCAGCUGUGGAAAUCUCUGCUCCUCUGCUUCCUUUUUUUUUUUUUUUAUUCCUCUCAUUUUUAUUGUCAGAAUGAUAAAAACCAGCCCUGCACGAGGGUUUGCUGGAGACAGCAGUGGGCCUGUUGGCUGUUUGAAGGCACAGCCUGGCUCCAGCUCUGAGGAACCACAGCAGCUUCUUGUGUUUAGUGAUUGUUACAGUGAUAUGAUGCAGAUGAACCUGGGAUGGUUUAGAAUCCCAUGUUUUACAUGUUAAACUUAUGGGACAGAUUUAACUACACAUUCUUUGUGUACUAAGAGCCAGAAUCAUGAGCUUGGAUGCCAUGGUGUUGUCAUGCAUAUGCACAGUAAGGACAUUUUAGUUUGAACUAAAGUUUGGUCACGUGACAUGAUGUAAAUUAGGAUUAGGACCUCGUCUGUAUCUCUGAAACCGAUAUGGCUACAUAAAGUGUUGUACAUUCGCAGUACAAAACUCGCUGGUUUUCAUUUAAACAAAACAUUCAUUUGUGCCUGAAGCUCAAACCCUCUUUGUUGUGAAAGUCUUUAUCCUCGUCGCUGUUCUGUUCUUGCCAACAUUUUACCGAGCUGUCAGACUGCAGUUCAUUAACCACAUAU